Molecule: messenger RNA, 1987 nt
Organism: Xenopus tropicalis (tropical clawed frog)
Lineage: Eukaryota; Metazoa; Chordata; Amphibia; Anura; Pipidae
Gene: kng1
Product: kininogen 1
Exons: 10
Coding region: 121-1887 (588 amino acids)
Molecular function (GO): cysteine-type endopeptidase inhibitor activity; endopeptidase inhibitor activity
Source: RefSeq, a predicted model, not a curated record
UCUUUCAUCACAGUUUGUUGACCCUUCUCUGUCCAAGCAUUGAGCUCAUUGCUACUACUCUAACCUGUAAAUCUGAAUUUCUCCAAGCAGACCCACAGUUCUCAGGAUUCGCUGUAAGACAUGCAGCAUCUUUUUACCUUCAUCGUUUUCCUUCAUCUUCUUCGAGGUUCUGCCACCCAAGCCAUUGAGGCAGACUGCAAUGACCACAAUAUAUUUAAUGCAGUAGAUGAGGCACUGAGACACCACAACAGGGCAUUAACUGAUGGAAACAAGUUUGUUCUCUAUAGGAUCACAGAAGCCAAAAUAAAGAUUGAAAAUGACAGUGGGACACAUAACUUUGUCAGCUAUGAUAUACGAGAAGGUUCCUGUGGAGUAAAAAGUGGCAAAGUGUGGCAGAAUUGUGACUUUAAGCAAUCUGAUGAAAAAGUGGGUAAGUGCUCAGCACACGUGCUGGUCAACAAAGAGCUUAAGAGCAGUGAAGUCAUAUUUCAGAACUGUAGCACAUUCAAAGUUGAACCUACUGUGACUGCCGUUGAGCAAGGCUGCCUUGGAUGCCCAAUAAAGCUGGACACCACAAAUGAGGAGUUGUUACCCCUAAUAAAGGUUGCUAUGGAAAAAAUGAACAAAGUGGCCAAUCAUCCAUUCUACUUUAAUCUGGAGACUAUUACUGAGGCCACACGCCAGGUUGUCUUUGGAUGGAAUUAUAAAUUAUUUUAUACCAUCAGACAGACCAACUGCUCCAAAUCUAUUCAUAGUAAUGUACCCUUGGAGGAAUGCAAUUUUGAUGCAAAUGGACAAAAUGGUACAUGUACAACUCAGUUAUUUAUAAAUACUCAAGGUGAAAUUAAAGACAUUAACCUGGAGUGCUUCUCCCAGAAAGGGUUUUGCCUCAGCUGUCCUGAUGCAGUGGACGUAGAUGACCCAGAGCUGCUGGAUUUGUUAAGACAAGUCAUGGAUGAAUAUAAUUCUAACAAUAACAACACAAACCUUUAUAACUUUGUUUCAGUCAACCAAGCCUCAAAAAAGGGAACACAUGAAAAAACCUAUGAUGUGAAAUUUAAUAUUCAGGAGACCAACUGCUCAAAGUCUGAUUACAGUAUUCUGGGAGAAGAAUGCGAAUUUAUAGAGACAAAGGAAGCUCUAAAUUGUGAUGCCAAAGUAAACAUAACAGACACAAAAAUUACAGUUGCUUCAAGUCCUAUGUGUAUUCACAGAGUCAGAUCUACGCCCUUCUUUUCCUAUAAGGGUCUUUCCCCUUUUCGCAUGGUUCUACCUCAAGCAAAUCCUUCAAACAAAAAUAGAAUAGAUACUGAGAGAGCCAAAAGACAUGCACAUGGGCAUGGUCAUAAAGAAGAACAAAAACAUGGAAGAAAGCAUAAAAAAGAGAGAAAAGACAAAAAAGACAAAAAGAAUAAGAAAAAUGGCCAUAAGAAUGGAGAUUCCUCUGAAGAAUCUCAAGAACAUACUAUCUUACUUACUCAACACACAACAGCUCAGACAGUAGAGUUGAUAACGUCAACUCUGACACCACACAGCAUAAGUACACCUGGGGGACAAACACCUGAAACCACAGAAGAACCAACUUUAGGACUAUUUCCUCAAAUUCCAUCAGUACCAGAAGACCAGGAUAAUUUUUUUAAUUUUCACGAUAAUGUUGAACCAGAUUUACCUGGGCCAGAAGAUUCAAACUUACCAAAAUGUCCAGGGAAUCCCUGGGAGCCAGUAAAAUUGCCUAUUACAGAACCAGUAUAUAACCCUUUUGAUCUUGCUUUUGCCAUUGAAGAUACCACAACUACAACUACAGCAAAUGAAAAUAUUAAAAACAAAGAGCCUGGCAGCCAGGGUCAGCCAUUUAAUGAUGAAGAUCUGCUGCUAAGUUUAAUUUAAAAACAGUAUUAUGACAGAAAAUUAAUGUUACAAUUGUACCAUGUUACAAUGACGUGCCUAUAAAAUACAAAUUUCCUAUAAACAUGUAAAAUCACGAUAA